UAUACGAUUACAACGGAAUAAUCUCAGGAAGAGUAAGCAGAGCGUUUGAUAUUGUUGUCUGUCCUCACUUUUUUUAAUGUUAUUUAAGUAAAUAAUUUCGACAUGUCUAAUGUACCUCUAGAAUUAAGGAAACAACUCUUUAGGUCGCCUAGUGUUGAAGGUGAAAGAGUGUCUGAUGGCAAUUCUGCACUGAUGUUUAAACUACAAAUUGAACAUGAUCUGGAACUCUCCUACCAAGGACUUCAAAAAGAUCUCCAUGAACAACGGAUGAAAAAUUUACGUCAAAAGGCAAAAUCUUUGGCUGAAAAUGACUGGCAGUAUCCAGCUAUAGAGAAUCUGAUUGGGCUUAAUUGAGGAUGUAUUUUGAUUAUAAUAUUUUAACUAAUAAAAGUCUUCUAUUGAA
Molecule: messenger RNA, 403 nt
Organism: Octopus bimaculoides (California two-spot octopus)
Lineage: Eukaryota; Metazoa; Mollusca; Cephalopoda; Octopoda; Octopodidae
Source: RefSeq, a predicted model, not a curated record